Haliotis rubra (blacklip abalone) is the source of this 1167-nucleotide messenger RNA. RefSeq names its product xylan 1,4-beta-xylosidase-like. The transcript is spliced from 7 exons. Lineage: Eukaryota; Metazoa; Mollusca; Gastropoda; Lepetellida; Haliotidae. The record is from RefSeq and is a predicted model, not a curated record. The coding region runs from base 1 to 1167 and encodes 388 amino acids. Gene Ontology annotation, molecular function: xylan 1,4-beta-xylosidase activity; alpha-L-arabinofuranosidase activity. Gene Ontology annotation, biological process: xylan catabolic process; arabinan catabolic process. Gene Ontology annotation, cellular component: plant-type cell wall.
AUGUCGGCCGUACUCGUGAUCGUCGUGUCUGUGGCAGCAGCUCACGUUGUCCAUGGCGUUCUGCCGUACCAGAAUACCCAUCUUGGCUGGAGCGCUCGGGUGGAUGACCUCGUCGGUCGUAUGACCUUGGAGGAGAUUCAAGUCCAAUUGGCCAGUGGUCACGGUGAGUCUCCACCAAUCAAACACCUGGGAAUCGAUAACUACUCCUGGUGGACCAACUGCGGCCGUGGGGAUGUCGCGAGGAACGCUACCGGCUUUCCUCAGUUUAUAGGACUGGGAGCCUCCUUUGAUGCGGACCUAGUGUACCGGAUCGCGGAGGCCACGAGUAUUGAAGUGCGGGCCUAUCACAACUACUUCGUGGCGCACCAUGAACGUAUCAACAUCCACAGAGGCAUCAGCUGCUUCAGCCCCAACGUCGACGUCUUCAGAGACCCCCGGUGGGGCAGGGGACAGGAGACUUUCGGGGAGGACCCCUUCCACGUCGGGGAGCUCGGCUACAUCCACGUGAAAGGUCUCCACGGAAAGGACCACCGCUACCUGAGGACCAGUGCUGGGUGCAAGCACUACAUUUUGUCGGGAGGCCCUGAAGACUGGCCAGUGAACAGGCACGAAUAUGACCCCACGUAUAUCCAUCACAGCGUCAACGGCGUCCCGGCGUGUGCCAACAAGGAGAUCCUGACAGACAUCCUCCGAGGAGAAUGGAACUUUGACGGUUACAUUAUAGCUGACUCGGGCGAGAUCAAGAGCAUGAUCACAAAGCGUCAUUACUUCCACACCAAGAUGGAGGCCGCCGUUGCCUGUCUGAAGGCUGGUUGUAACAUUGAAGUGGAGAGAGACUCUGAUAGGGUGUAUCUGACGUUAGCUGAUGCGGUCAAGCAAGGCAAAAUAUCCGAGACGUUUGUCCGGGACCAGAUGAAGCCUUUGAUCAACACACGAAUGAAGUUGGGGGAUUUCGACCCUCCCAGCAUGAACCCGUACAGCAAGCUGUCCAUAAACAAUGACGUGUUGACCAAGGACCACAUCGCUAUUGCCCUCGAGGCAGCCAUGAAGAGCUUUGUCCUGCUGAAGAAUCAAAACAACUAUCUACCUAUCAGGAAUAAACUGAAUAAAAUUGCUUUGUCGCUCUGUACGACCAAGAAACCAAACCACAUGGUCUGGUUCCCGUAA